Molecule: messenger RNA, 4259 nt
Organism: Phycodurus eques (leafy seadragon)
Lineage: Eukaryota; Metazoa; Chordata; Actinopteri; Syngnathiformes; Syngnathidae
Product: segment polarity protein dishevelled homolog DVL-3-like
Exons: 15
Coding region: 318-2366 (682 amino acids)
Biological process (GO): intracellular signal transduction; canonical Wnt signaling pathway
Cellular component (GO): cytosol
Molecular function (GO): frizzled binding
Source: RefSeq, a predicted model, not a curated record
UCGUCUUCCAAUUCUAAUUUUCACUAUUUUCGAAACUUGUCGCAAGUCAAACACAUACCGAAAGUAACGCGACGCAGCCUUCGUAAAAUGUACGAACUCUUCGCGGUGGAGUAGGGACCCUUUUUGGCUUUAACUGGUGUAGAAAAGGCAACCGAGUCGAGUCGUACGGCCAAGGGAGAGAGCCGCCGGGGGAAGACCACGGCACAACCGCCGCGAGCGCCACGGGGAUUCGGGGGGCGAGAGGGAGCCUGCCGGGGCCCUCGACUGCUUUUUCUUGAUGCGCCCUGCCUGUUUCUUCGCCUCAGCCGCGCUCCGAGAUGGGAGAGACCAAAAUUAUCUACCACCUGGACGACCAGGAGACACCCUAUCUGGUGAAACUGUCUGUGCCGGCGGACAAAGUCACUUUGGCAGACUUCAAAAAUGUCCUCAAGAAACCCAAUUACAAGUUCUUCUUCAAAUCUAUGGACGAUGACUUCGGGGUGGUAAAAGAGGAAAUAUCUGACGACAAUGCAAAACUGCCCUGCUUUAAUGGACGUGUGGUGUCAUGGCUGGUGUCUGGAGACGGCGCCCACACAGAUGCAGGUUCAGUGGCAGACUUGGAAGCAGCGCCCCCUUUGGAGAGGACAGGCGGCAUUGGAGACUCUCGACCACCUUCUUAUCAUGGGAAAGCAGCAAGUGGUCGGGACAGUUUGGACAAUGACACGGAGACGGGCUCUACAGUGUCGCAAAGAAGAGAGCGUGAUAAGCCGAGACGGAAACACAGUGACCACGGUGGUAGGCAGAAUGGGUACUCGUCACGGCCGGCGGGGCGCGGAGGGGUGGAGUAUGACAGCUGCUCCUCUUUCAUGAGCAGCGAGCUGGAGUCCACUUCCUGCUUUGAUUCCGAGGAUGAUGACGCUACCAGCAGGUUUAGUAGCUCCACAGAACAGAGUUCCUCUCGUUUAAUGAGACGACACAGACGCCGCAGGCGGAAACCCAAAGCCUCCAAUCUGGACAGGUCGUCGUCAUUCAGCAGCAUCACAGACUCCACCAUGUCUCUCAACAUUAUUACGGUUACUCUCAACAUGGAGAAGUACAACUUCUUGGGCAUCAGUAUUGUGGGCCAGAGUAACGAGAGAGGAGAUGGCGGAAUCUACAUUGGCUCCAUCAUGAAGGGCGGAGCUGUGGCUGCCGACGGACGCAUUGAGCCUGGAGACAUGUUGUUGCAGGUGAACGACAUCAACUUUGAGAACAUGAGCAAUGAUGAUGCAGUUCGAGUACUAAGGGACAUCGUGCACAAGCCCGGUCCCAUAACUUUAACUGUGGCCAAGUGCUGGGACCCAAACCCACGGAGCUGCUUUGCUCUGCCGAGAAGUGAGCCAAUUCGACCCAUUGAUCCUGCUGCGUGGGUUUCACAUACUGCAGCAAUGACCGGGGUGUAUCCUGCUUACGGUAUGAGCCCCUCCAUGAGCACCGUCACUUCCACAAGCUCCUCCAUCAGCAGCUCCAUUCCAGAAACUGAACGAUUCGACGACUUCCAUCUCUCCAUUCACAGUGACAUGGCAACAGUUGCUAAGGCCAUGGCCUGUCCAGAGUCAGGCCUGGAAGUGCGAGACAGGAUGUGGCUCAAGAUCACCAUCGCUAAUGCCUUUAUUGGUUCUGAUGUGGUGGACUGGCUCUUCCAUCACGUGGAGGGCUUCACAGAUCGCAGAGAAGCCCGUAAAUACGCCAGCAACCUGCUGAAGGCUGGCUAUAUCCGACACACUGUCAACAAGAUCACCUUCUCUGAGCAGUGCUACUAUGUAUUUGGAGACCUCUGUGGCAAUAUGACGCAUCUGUCUCUCCAUGAACAUGAUGGCUCCAGUGGGGGUGCCUCAGAUCAGGACACGCUCCCCCCUCUGCCUCACCCUGGGGCAGCUCCCUGGCCUAUGCCUUUGCCCUACCAGUUCCCUAUCCCUCACCCCUAUGACCUGCCACAGCCCUUCCAUGGUGGGCCAGCUGCUGGCAGUGCUGGAAGCCAGCACAGCGAAAGCAGCGGUUCAAACUGCAGCAAAAAUGAGGGGCGGAAAUCUGGUGGCAGCGGGAGCGAACCCGAGAUCAGGAGCCACCGAGCUCCCAGCGAGCGCUCGGUGGCUCCCCCUAGCGAGCGAAGCGUCCGUAGCUCCGCGAGCCACCGCAGUGCCACCUCCCAUUCACUAGCCUAUGGACAAGGCCUCGUCUACGGCCCCCCCGGCUUGCCCCCGCUGCCGCCGCAUCUGCCUACAUCCGCCCCCGGCGCCCCCCCAGGCAGGGAGCUGACCUCGGCCCCUCCGGAGCUCACCGCGUCACGCCAGUCCCUGCGAAUGUCCGUGGGCAACACCGGCGAGUUCUUCGUCGACGUGAUGUGACUCUGGUUGUAGGGCGAGCGAAUGAAAACGUAGCAGAUCAGGCCCCCUCGUGUCCGAGGACAAUUGAGGUGAAGGUUGCGGCGGCUGCAUUCUGAGGCCUCGAUCCCAAAAGCAUGGAUGCCAGCAGUCCUGUUGUGUGUGCUGUGAGAAAAAAAUGUGUUCCGCCUCUUUUGUGCUUCUCUUUUUAGUAGUUGUGGCCCUACUUUCUUCAGUGAAGAAACACUUCCACCCCCGCCCUCUUUUUAUUCAAGAUGGAACCAAAGCGCCUGUCAGUUUCCGCCUCUUAGCAGGGAAGAUUUAGUGCAAGGACAAAGACACUAAGUAAGAGAGGGAGGGAAAUGGUGGAAACAGACAGAUGGGGAGGAUGACUCAGCGCUUUUCUACAUGAAUGUUUUUCUCUUUGCGCUUCCCUCCUGCCUGUCUUCCUUAUCUUACCAUUCUUGCCCCCCCCCCCUCCCACACACGAGUCCAGAACUGACUAACAAAACAGAACAAAAUCGUAUAGAACACUACUAACUGUUAAAGGUCCCCUUGCAUCGAUUAUUUUUUUUUUUUAAUCUUUGUCUUUUUAUCAGGUUUGCAAGAUCAUUUGGGCUGAAAUUCCCAGAAUUACCUUUUUUUAAGAUAUUCUAGCUGGUCUUUUUCGCCUGGCAGUUGAAACGUCUGUAUUUCUCAUGAAUAUGUACCAUGUAAAUAAUAAUAAUAAUAAUAAUAAAUAAUAAUCUGAUUGGAUGCUCAUCAUCUCAAUCUAAAUGUGGAAAACAGCUUCGCUCUGAUUGGCCGUUGGUGAAUGGCGAUACCUUGGUGGCUGGGCCAAGCAUUCAUAGCGAACUUGCGUUAAUUUCAUUCGACGUGGGGGGGUUCUUAUAGUAUUGUGAAGCAAAAUUGGACUGUUCGCCCGCUAUUAACGAGUCACAACUCUGCAGUGGACGUGUCACGUGGGUGGAGUAAAAGAGAAGAGGAUAUUUUGAAAGCGGAUCCCAUUUAAUCACUAUAGCAUAACUGGCUCACAGCAUUCAUCUGUCGCGCACUAUUGGAGACAGUGACCGCAGUUACAGUCAACAUUAUAAAUAUAGUUAAAUAUCGAUCUAACUCAAUACACAUAUUUUUAUAUACUGUAUUAGCAUAGUUUGUUGGCGGCUGCGCAGCCAGCUGGCUGACUCGCUCUGAACCUUAAAUGCACUUCCAACAGUCUGAAAGCUUAUUCUAUGAAGCCGUCCUCCAAACAGCAAAAUUCCGGUUAAAAAAUGCUUAGGAAUUUCUCCAAAAAUAAAUUGAAGCCAUUUAUUCCUCAACCUGUCUGAGUUUGGCUAGUGACACGUUGCCACUCAGCAAUUUUCCCCGAGAUGAGGAGGCAUGUAGCAACCACAAAAUGAACAGGUGCUUGAAAAAUAAGUUAAAUUUUGACGUCAUAAACUCACGGAAAUAUGAUCCGGUCGUUUUGUAAGCCUUAUGCGUUUAUCAUCUUUUGCAUUCAAUAAACAAACCACAGAACCAGGUCACAUACCCAUUUUGACAUACAUUUUGCAUAAAACAGUAGAAAAAAAUGGGAUUGAUGGAAGGGGACCUUUAACCAUGUUCCGACUUACAUGUUUGCUUGACUUAUAAGAGAAGAAGAGAAAAACCUAAGUCAAGAUAAUUUGGUCUGUCUUACUGUCAUAAUAUUUUAUCAUGUAUGUUGUUGGUCACAGCUAGUUUUAUUUUACAAUGCAAAACACAAGCCUGCAGUUCAAGAGUCCUUUAUGCACGACAUAAUUUCCAUCUCUUAACCCAAGCAUUUUUUUAGUUGGUCUUGUUCCCAUGUAUAGUGAUAAAAAUUCUUACCAUGUCUUUCACACUACUCUUUCAUCCAGGAAAUGCCUUUUUAUUUAUAAAUAUAGUUUUAUGACUUCA